Molecule: messenger RNA, 2124 nt
Organism: Prunus dulcis (almond)
Lineage: Eukaryota; Viridiplantae; Streptophyta; Magnoliopsida; Rosales; Rosaceae
Exons: 8
Coding region: 28-1875 (615 amino acids)
Source: RefSeq, a predicted model, not a curated record
UGUUCAUAGGUAUCAUUUUGGAAGAAAAUGGAACCAAUCUUUGGUCCUGUCAGUUUAGAGGAGGCAUCUUACUUGAAGGAGCAGCUCAUAUGUAUGGAGGAGAAGGAUGAAUGCAUAUCUCUGAUGUUUGGCAAUGGAAGUAAUGUUUUGGGUGAUAUUGUGUGUGAAGAAAAUUUUGCGUCCAAGACUCUUGCUUCUGGAUCAAAAGAGAGGAACUUGCAAGACCAUAUUCAAAAUGGAGGGAUAUCACGUGGAAGAUUAGAUUCCGAAGGAAUGAAGAAAGUGCUUCCACUGUACCAAAGAGUAUUGUCAGCUCUAAUCAUGGAAGAUGAAAUUGAAGAUUUUGAAAAAGACAUUGACCGGAGAACUAUGUCUUUACAAUAUAACAGAGAUGUUUCUUCCACUGCUACAUGCGCCUCUAUUAAUGUUGAGCCAAGGAACAGGGUUGGGAUUCUGUUUGCAAACGAAACCAAUUUGGGUCCUCAUCUCAAUCAAUGUUCCGUUGACAGUCUCCCCUGCAAUGGGACUAGUGGCUUUGCUAAUGCCACAGGAAUCUGUAAUCAAAUACUCGCAGAUGAUUUGUUGAAAGUAGAUUUUGCAGUAUUGCAUUCAGGGAGUGGUCUGUUCCCUGCGUUUUCUGAAAAUGGUUGCCCAUAUGAGCAGAUGUCUCUGGAGGAUAGACUCUUGUUGGAGCUGCAGAGUGUUGACCUAUAUCAAGAAACAGUGCCUGAUCUAUCAGAUGGAGAUGAUGAAGCAAUUGAUCAAGAUAUUGUUGGACUAGAGAAGCUACUUCACCAACAGGUUGGUGGUAAGAAGAAGCAGUUGAACAAAUUUAUUAAAGCAAUUGAAGAAAACAUGGACAUCGAAAGACGGCGGCGUGACCAGGUUGCCAUGGACAGGCUUGUCGAGUCGGCUUACAGAAAGCUUCUGGCCACUCGAGGAAGUAUUGCUUCAAAAUAUAAGAUUGCUAAGGUUCCAAAACAUGUUGCUGUUGCUUAUACGAAGAGGACUCUUGCUAGAUGUCGCAAAUAUGAAGAAAAUGGAAUAAGUUGCUUUAAUGAGCCUGCACUUCGAGAUGUCAUUUUCGCUGCACCGCUUCACGGAGGCAAUGCGGAACCCAUGAAAUGCGAUGGCUUAAGUUUGCCACCUGAAAAUCAAAACUCUCAGCAAGAGCCCGUGGUGUCAGGUUCUUCCAAUUGGACGGAGCGGCAUGAUCAUCUUAACAAGUAUGGCAGAGAUUCUGAUGGUACUUUUGGAAGUCUUACCCAUUGCUCUGCGAAGGAUUAUGCUAAAAAUGGACCAAUAUUUUACAGAGGCAAAAAGAAGGAGGUUCUGCUAGAUGAUGUUGGCAGUCCUUCCUUGAAAGCUGCAUCAAAUCCUGGUACCAUGCUGGGCCGAGCAAAAGGGAAAAGAAGUGAGAGAGAAAGGGACAAGGAUGUAUCAGCCAGAAAUUCUGUUGCCAAAGCUGGCCGUCAAUCAUUGGGUAACAAUAAGGGUGAGCGUAAAACGAAAACAAAGCCCAAGCAGAAGACAGCUCAGCUAUCAACUUCAGGAAAUGGGUUGGUUAGCAAUGUCACUUCAGCUAGUGGUUUUAUUGAAGUUGUUGGCAAUAGUAAUAACAGAAAACGAGAGGUCGGGCCGGUACGCUAUAAUGACAAUCAUGAGGGUCCUACAGAGACCAAGAAACAGAUAGAUUGUGGAAACCUGCAGUUGAAUGAAUUAGACUCCAUAGAACUAGGAGUAGACAAUGACCUCGAUGGGAAUCAAGAUCUGAGUACUUGGUUGAACUUUGAUGAGGAUGGUUUGCAAGACCAUAUCGCGGAGGGGCUUGACAUACCUAUGGAUGACCUCUCGGAUUUAAAUAUGCUUCUUUGAGAACAGCAUACUGUAUAUUUCCUUGGAUUGUUUGACAUUUAGACAAGAUUGAUGGUGUUAUUGUCAGAGGGCAACCUGCUAAUAUAAGUUAUGGCUCUGGCAAACAGGCACAUGUAAUUAUGGCCAUUCUUUUUGUAUACUUAUCUAAAGAAGUUAUAUAUAAAAAAAAACAAAAACAAAUCUCAAUUGUUUAUGUCAUGCUGAUAAAUUCUCCUGUCAUAACAAAUAACAGUAUUCUUUUGAACCGUA